Anopheles coluzzii is the source of this 4176-nucleotide messenger RNA. It is a transcript of the gene Nulp1, whose product is annotated as transcription factor 25. The coding region runs from base 723 to 2975 and encodes 750 amino acids. Gene Ontology annotation, cellular component: RQC complex. NCBI's taxonomy places the organism in Eukaryota, Metazoa, Arthropoda, Insecta, Diptera, Culicidae. The record is from RefSeq and is a predicted model, not a curated record. The transcript is spliced from 5 exons.
GAUUGUGCAAAAAAAAAAAGAAGUCAUCUCCGAGCCUCUCCCGACCGCUAGUGCGCCUGUUUUCCGCCACACAUCGAUCGCAAAGACGCAUUAUUUGUUGGUGCGUAUUUGCGUUCACGGCAGCGACAGGUUUUUUUUAUUAUUGUCGGUUCGAAUAAACCCACAUACUCGCCCUUCGGUGUUGGUCAGCUUCCCUUUGCCAAUGCUCUAGCAGAAGAAGUUAGUGUGCGUGUGCGUGCGUGCGUGUAUGGUGGCGGAUGCAAAACAAAUCGCCCAGCAGAGCGGCGCCGUGUUGUGAUACGAACACGCGUAAUUAUUGAAUCGUACAUUUGUAAUCGUAAUCGCGGCCCUUGUUCGUCGUAUGUGUUUGUUGUUGGUGGUGCUCUAGUGUGUACGUGUGGUACCCAAACAGCCGCUGACGUCGGCAUCAUCUGGGCAGGCGAGUGAAAGCGCAACAAAGCGCCACCGUGUGUUUGGUUUCCUACGGGAGCUGCGCUUCCGAACCAAUCGAAAGCAAUUUCCGGAUUUAGGGCAACUUUCCUCGCCCAUUCCCCCUCCCCGUAGUGAGUGCAAAAAGUGUGCAGCGUGUCAGUCCGUGCUGCAUCCCCGUCAGCAUCGUAGUGUGCAUUGCGUAUCGUGGGCCCAUCAUCUCCCAUCCCCCACGUUUCCACACAUUUUUCGCUGUAUUGUGCGACCGCGUGUUGCAUGUUGACGACGGCAACAUGUCCUACCGAAUACUGCGCAAGCUGCAGGGGAACGAGCUGGAGAUAAAGGAACAGAUCGAUGAGGUGUCGGACGGUGGCGAUGCCGAUUACGACACCAACAGCACCAGCAGCCAGAACCGCAAUAACAGCAAGAAGCAGCUCAACAUCAAUCGAUACGAUCUGCUGAACCAGCAACAGUCGCUGUCCGAGAGCGAGGUAAAGGAGGACGACAACGAUGAGACGGAAAAGGAUGCGGCCGACGGCCCGGUAAGCGUACAUCUGGCCGAGGCGAAGAAGCGCAAGAAGAAGAAGAAGAAGAAGACGGGCAAGUACAUCUCCAGCUCGGCGCGCCGCAGCAGCGAGGACAAUGCCGACAUCGAGGACGAUUUUACGCGCACGGUCAAGGAGGUGGACAAGCUGUUCGGCAACUUUCCGCGCGACUCGACCGCCGAUCACCCUCACCACCACCACCAUCAUCAUCCGCCGCAUCACCAUCACCAUCAUCAGGAUGGUGGCGGUGGUGGGCCGGGUGAAGGUAAGGCGGGCGGAGCCGGUGCUGUUACCGCAAAAUCGUUGCUGAACGUGCAGCAUAAAAAUCUGAACCCGCAGUACGAGAUGAAGCGCAUGUUCGGCAGCAAGGUCGUCGGCGAUCAACAAAACAAGCGACGCAAUGCACGUGGUGCGUCCCGGCUGCAAAAGUCGACCUACCUGGUCAACCCGAAGGAAUCGUGGCCCCCGGUCGGCAAGUCGGGCAUCUACAUGAACCUGGUGCAGGCGCCGGAACCGGGCACGUCGACGUCCGCCGCCGGGCCGAAGGCCAUCUUCGACAAGAACGUCAUCUACUUUGCGUUCGAGCACAGCCCCUCGUACCGGCAGGUGCAGCAGAAGUUCCUCGACGCGGUCGAGAGCAUGGACUCGGAGAACAUCAUACGCAUCAUCAACCAGUACCCGUACCACGUGGACUCGCUCAUACAGCUGAGCGAGCUGUGCAAGAUGACGGACGAUCACGCGAUGGCGUCGGAGCUGAUCGAGCACGCGCUGCUCGCCCUCGAGUCGUCCUUUCACACGAUGUUCAGCCUGACGCAGGGCAACUGCCGGCUGGACUACCGGCGGCAGGAGAAUCGGGCCCUCUUCAUCGCGCUCUUCAAGCACGGGCAGCAUCUGGAGUCGCGGGCCUGCUCGCGGACCGCGCUCGAGGUCGCCAAGCUGAUACUGUCGUUCGAUCCGGUGAACGACCCGCUGGCCAUGAUCCUGAUCGUCGACUACUACGCGAUCCGGGCGAAGCAGUACGAGUGGCUGGUGACGCUGUACGAGGAGUGGGACGCAACGAACAAUCUGUCCCAGCUGCCGAACAUGGCCUACUCGUACGCGAUGGCGCUGUUCCAUCUGAAGCGCACCGAGGCGGCCGAUAAGGCACUGCAGUACGCGCUGCUCAUGUUCCCGGGCGUGCUGCGCCCGCUGAUGGAUGAGCUGUCGAUACAGGCGGACAGCCGGGUGGCCGGGCACAACUACUUCGGGCCGGGCGCGUACAACAAAGCGCUGGUGGCGCUGCAGCAGCUGAUGUCGCUGUACGUGUGCCGCUCGAAGCUGGUGUGGCGCGAUGCGGAACUGUUGCCGUGGCUGGAGCGGAACGUGAACGCGGUGCUGGAUCGGGUCGAUGCCAAAGAGGACGUGGUGGCCGAGUACGCUACCAAGCGGAGUCAAAGGUAUUCCAAUCCGCCCCGGCAAGUGCUGCGUCAUAUUGUGCUGUCGGAUUUCAAGGAAAAGGUACCGCUGGCACAGUUUAUCAAAAAGGAAACCGACCCGAUGCUGAUGUACGAUCCGCUGCCACCGCUCGACUCCAUCAACAUCUACUCCCGACCCACGCUGACAACAAACGCGCAGCGACUUCCGAAUGACCCGCUCCAUCUUUUCUUUCAAUCGUUGCUUCCUAAUUUUAACGCUCAAGCCCAACCUGCUGCUCCACCGGCUGCUGCCGCCGCCGCCGCUGCUGUUGCUGCUGCUCCGCCUCAGCAGGCAAAUGUUGCUGCUGCUGCAGCGGCCGCCGCCGCUGCCGCUGCUGCUGCUGCCGGUGGCGAGGGUGCGGGUGGCGCUGCCGGUGCCGACCGGGACAAUGGAAGCAUGGCGACGUACAGCAGCACGCUGGUCACGAUCGUGGAAGCGAUGCGCGAGUUCCUUUCCGGCAUCCGUGCGCUCGAGCGACCGAACGACGCAGACGUGGACGAAGCAGAGAGCACCGAGGAGGACGAACCGAACGACUUUCUGAUGUAAAUCGACACGCCUGGAGAACAGCCAACUUUCUACUACUGCUACUACCAGUCCUCCUACUUCGCUGCUGCCCCCAAUAACCGCCUCCCUCCCCCAAUGUUGGAGCGCUUGGAAAAGAACUGCUGAAAUGCUAAAAUCUACUACUUAUCCAUAUAUCUACACAAUACACAUACAAUAUGGCGCUGUGGAAAUGGCAACGGCCGAUAAAGUUAGUCAUUAGUGAAUAGUUUCAUACACUGCUGCCCUCUUUCGGUUUAGGUGUGCGCCGCGUGCCUGUGAGUGUUUGUUUGUUUGUUAAUUUGUUUUGUGUCGGAGAUGAUCCCUGUUCGAUUGUGUUUUUUGAAGGAAUCGAAAACCCCACAUCAUUAUAUACACAAACACACCCACCAACAGCCGGUACCGAUAGGAUCGCGUUUAUCAUGUGUGUAUGGUCUAGUUUUGUAAGUGCUUACAGCAUAGUACAGUGCGCGUACUUUACACUUUACUUUUCCGAAUCGACAUUAUUAGCAUGCCUUGCAUCAGAGCUCAUGUAAUACGACGUUAAUGGACGGAUAAUAUGUAUGUAUUUGCUAUCGCUAUCGUUUGUUGUUGUUUCGAGCGUGAGCGUAAUUAUCGAUGUCGCCGUUGUCGGAAGAUUCAUUUUAAAAAGUAAGCAAAGGAUUCGCUUUUCGACAACUUCUAAAGUAAAGUAAGGCCCAUUUCGGUGAAGGGAAUUAAAAUUACGUCUCAAACCCGUUUCUUUGUUAAGCAGUGCCACUUAAAUAUCUAUAAAUUGGCCGAUGUCGAUGUCACUACUUUGUUAUGAAGAUUCAGCCUUUUAUUGUCUGAAUUAUCGUUAUUAGAAUACUAUUUUUUUGGUCGUGCACUACUAGCAACAAGUUCAGAUGUUGUUUGUUGCAUUUAACCUUUAACCUUUUUGGAGCGAUUGAUUAGAACAACAACCAAAACAAAACAGAACUUGCAAAAAAAAAAGUACUAACGGCUGCGAGAAAAUGAAUACGCCCAUCUUUUUGUACGCUUAACGCUUAUUAUCCUAACGAAAGUGGAAUUAUUUCCAAAAAAGAAGAAAGAAAGAAUAUAAUUCAAGUGUCACCGAAGACGAAUGUUUUGCGCCAGAAGAAAGAGGGUUCAAGUUCAAGGUGCGUAUGUUAACCACCGGAAAAUGAACUAUUGAAAAAUAAAUCGUAUUUUCUUCAAGCAAGAA